AUGAUUAAACAACAGCAACUUAAGGCGCAAAACGCCCAGGUCCUUCAGACCAUUACAUACGCCAUAUAUGCAUAUAAUUCAAAGACGGCAGAACAAACGCAAAGGUUGAAAUAUGGAGAUUUGGAGAUAGUAUUGAAAAAUGACCAUUUCGAAUUCGUUUGCAAAGGUGGUGCAGUGAUAUCAAAUAUAAAAGAAAUUUUAUUUAUGAAUUCUAAAAUUAAAGGUAUAACGGAUGAUAUAACAUCAAUUCCACCAGAAGAACAGAGAUAUUACGCAUUAAAUGCAUUUCCUAAAGUUUUGAAGAUUGGAAGAUUUAAUUUAAAUGUGGAAUUCAUAGAAGGUUUCCUAAAUGACAUAAUGAAGAAGGUGGAUAAGGAAUAUGUUAAUAUUGAAUUAAAUAAGAAGGCAAAUUUGGUUUAUGUUGAUGAAAAAGAUAAUGAAAUUAAAGAAAAGGUUAAAUGGUAUCAUGAAUGGACAUUGGAGACUUUUAAAGUUAAAGCUGAUACAGAAUGGGUUUCAGGAUGUUUAGACCUUAAAGCAGAUAAAACUUAUGUUAACGAUGAGUUAAUGAAGAAAGCAGAUAAGGAAUAUGUUAAUACUGAAUUAAAUAAGAAAGCAGAUAAGGAAAAAGUUAUUUCAUUCAUUAAUACUGAGUUAGCAAAGAAAGCUGAUAUAUCAUUUGUUAAUGAAGAAAUAAAACAAUCAGAGGUCUAUUUUACUCCACCAUUUUUAAAUUUUAUGAAAUCAUCAGAUAAAACCUUUGAUAUAGAUUCUUUUGAAUGGAUAUGUUUCGAUGGAGUGACCACGUAUUUAUUUUAUACAGCUGGAGUGCUUUAUUAUUUUAAAACAAAUGAUUUUAAAAACUAUGAAUCAUUUACUCCAUCUGUUUGGAAUCCUGAUACACGAAAGCCAAUCAUUAAUCCAAGAAUUUUAUAUGUUGAAUAUAAUAACGGUAAAUUUAUGGGAAUGAUAACGGUUGGAGAUGAUUUUUACCCUUGUUAUUCAUUCGAUUGUAUCCAAUGGUUCAAAUGUAAUUUAAAUCAAGAUGCUAAAUUUAAAUAUCCAAAUAAUCCUAUUAGAUGCGUUAAUAAUAAAUGGGUACUAAUUUAUGAAGUCAAUCAAAUUUUCAUUAGUGAGGAUGGGAUAAAUUAUUAUAUGUUUAGUAUGAUGUCAUCAGAUUUGGAAAUUGAUUAUACAAGUAAGUGGUAUUACAUUAACAACAUGUAUUUUAUCCUACAAAAUGAUAAAAUUUAUAGAUCAUCUUCAAUACCAUUUGGUCGUUUUGAACAAAUUUUUCAAGCUGAUGGAGACAUUGAAGCUUUAUGUUAUGCUUCAAAUGUUUGUGUUCUUGUUUCAGGUGGUAUGGUCUAUUCAUAUCCUGUAAGUUAUAACAGACAUAUUUAUUUAUCACAGGAUUUUUCACAGGAUCCAGAGAGAAGUUAA
Trichomonas vaginalis G3 is the source of this 1443-nucleotide messenger RNA. RefSeq lists its product as uncharacterized. The record is from RefSeq and is a predicted model, not a curated record. NCBI's taxonomy places the organism in Eukaryota, Parabasalia, Trichomonadida, Trichomonadidae. Bases 1 to 1443 code for a protein of 480 amino acids. The transcript has a single exon.